CAUUGCUCGUUAAGUGAUGAUGUAGCAAGCAGCUGCCUCCCUCACCUAGUCGGAUGAAGGAAUAUGCUGAGAACCUUCCAUUCCUAGUUACAUGUCGGAGAUCCUUAGAGACACCUCCCAGGGCUGAGGAAGGAUGGGAAGGGGAGUUGACAUCUAGCAGACAGUCCCCCCCCUCAUUAUUUGCAAUACAACCUAAACACACAGACACCCACUCGCUGCCUGUGCCAUGUCUGCCAGCUCUCUGAAUACCAACUACGAGCCCAUUCUGCCCUGCCAACUCCUGCCAGGUGCCAGUCUCACGUACAGUGCCAUGUUCGCAGCCUGGCAGGGAUUCUGAGACCCCCCCCCCGAGCUUGCAGUAACCAUGCCGGGGUCUGGAUUUUCAGAGAAGAAGCUCUUCAGGUAAAACAGAUCCAGGGGGAUAAUUUGCAGGAGGAUUUUCAUGGCACACGGCUGCCAGCUGUUCGGCAUGGGCUCUUGCAUUUCCAAAGAGCUUUUUUUCAGUGGUCACAAGGAAGUACAUUCAUCCAACAACAACAUGAAGCCACCCACCACAUUACCAGACACCCCCCAGCCAACAGCAGAAUCAGCUCCGACUGAGAGUCCAGAGGAGGAAGAGGAGGAGGAGGAGACAGAGGAAGGAGAUGGGGAGCUUGGACAGAAAUGCUUCAAGACUCCCAAUGGCUUUAUGUGUGAGUCCAAAGCUAACUCCAACAACUAUGAUAUCACUGAGCUGGCUACCUCCUCGCUCAUUGGCCUUGUGCAAACCAUUAAAGAUCACAUCACCAAGCCGACUGCCAUGGCACGUGGACGAGUGGCCCACCUCAUUGAGUGGAAGGGCUGGAGUGCACCGCAGUCUGGCUGGGAUCCCUCACUGACUGAUGAAGACAAUUACUCUGACCUGACCGAUGAACUGAAGGAAGCGCGUUUUGCAGCAGGUGUCGCUGAGCAAUUCGCCAUCACUGAGGCAACGUUAAGUGCUUGGUCCUCCCUUGACGAUGAAGAAAUGCAGUAUGGGCUGGGGUCUCAAGAGGUUCGGCAGAUUCAAGAUCUGGAGAGCCUCUACCUCCAGGGGCGGCUGCUGAGUUACGCUCAUGGUGCCUGUGGCUCCGAUCUUGGUGGGAGUCUUCCCGGCUUGUCUCACUCAUCAGCUAUAUCCUUGGCUGUAGCACCUCAGCAGCUGCGCCCCGCAGAGGCAUGGGAUGUUUCCGAGGUGCGGCCAAUGCAGUCGGUUUUUCAUUGCCCGCUGUUUAACGCAGCCAGGAGUAGCAGUUCGGAUAAUGCCAAAAUACCAGCGGCAGGUGAAGGAGACAUCGCUCCUGAAUCCUGCAAACCACGACUCAACAACUCACUGCACUACGUAGACAGUAGCUCCCAAUCCGAAGAUGAGGUGUUUUAUAACUAGGUGGCUUGUAGACAAUGCCCAUGGGACACCUACGUAUGAAGAGGCCACCUUACGCAUUGGGUCAAGUCGAUCACCUUACUUACUAAGAUGGUGAUAUGCCAAGACACAGCGAUCUCUGGUCUCCACCAGCGGCACCAAACAGCCUGCUGCUAUGUAUUGUCUGUGAAUGAACAAUUUAUUAGAUUCAAGCUCACAGAGAUGACAUGAUUUUACUAAGCACGAAGAAUGUAUUGUACAGGAAACAGGGCAGUCGUGACGUUUACUGCCCGUGGGUUGGCAAUAACUGGAAAUAGAUUCACCUUGAUACCGCCACUAGGACAAUCACUUCCAACCAGCUGGAGUAGCGAGGCAUUGAGGGCAAGAUCCAACUCGCAAAGGAAGAUAUUUCAGUGACUCCGGCUGAGGAUGUACCCAUAGAUUCUGCAAUAUAGUUAUUAUCUGUUGUACCUUUUUUUUCAGAUUUACUUGAAAUCAGCUGUUACUUGGAUGGAAAUGGCAGUACGUGUCUUCAGAAAAAGCCGCAGCCUUAUUGUAUGGGACAUUUUUGCUGAUGUGUGUAUGGGUGAGAUACGGUUUGGGGUGCCUGAGGACGUCUGUAUUUGCGCCUUUUCUGUAAUGCCUUUUAGUGAGUGUUGGCUGUCGUGUGUCAUGUCCGGUACGCUAAUAUCCAUGUGGAUUUCCGCUUGUACUCCAGCAAUACUGAAGGCUUAAUAUUAUAGAAUAUUAGAUUCUAAUGUAACAAGGACAAUUCAGGGAGUUAGGAUUUAAUGGUAGAAGUUUAUUUAGGGAAACGGCAAUCUGAAUCUGAAGCGAUACUCCCAAAUAAUCUGGUACCAAAAAUUCUAAAAAAAAAAAGAAAACAGAGUCUGGUACCCCAAAUUCCCAUUGCACGAGUCGCACUCCAAGACUGUGGUACCCAACAUUCUCUUUGUAAAAGUGUCACUCCGGGACGAUAAUACCCCAAAUUCUAUCUGCAAUGGUGGCGUUUUGAGAGUGUGAAACCCCAAAAUUCUUUUUACAAGAGGUACCCCUUAAUGUCUUUAAUUUUUCAAAUAACUGGUAUCCAAAGUUGUUGUUAUAACAGUGGCACCCUAUGGGCAUGAGAUGUCAACAUUCUCAUCUCAAAAGUGGCCGUCCAAGAGAAUAUUAGCUCAAGUUCUCCAAUGCUUGUGGUACCCCGAAUUUUUCAUUAGAAGAGUUGUCAGUGGGAGCGUAGCUAUGUAUAGGUGAUAUAUAUAUAUAUAUUUUUUGUAUGUUGUCUAUGAGCAAUGUGGAUUAGUGGGCACCGUGUGUAGCUCUAAAUAUACAGCUGGAACCAUUUCUGUCAUUGUCUUAUGAAAAAAAAAGGGUAAACAUUGUCCUCUUCACUGGAAUCUGAUUGAAUAGCUCACCAGCCACAGGUAAAAGCUGCUGAUAUUUCUAUGACUCUAAUAAAACAGUGUCACAAACUGAGAGAGAUUUCAUUGCCCUGUUAGGCAGCCAUGUUUCAUAUAUUUCAACCCCCUAAUAAAGCAAGUGCUAUGAAGCCAAAUCACACUUUCAUACAUGGUGCUCUAGUGACAUCCAGUGGCUAUUGUAGGAAUUACAUUUGUAGAGGCAGGCGACAUGCUGUGCAAUCUAUUUAAUUAUUCAAAAUAAGAAUUCUAAAAACAGAGUAAAAUGGACAGGGUUAUAUACACUAAAGUGAGAAUUGAAAGUAAAUUCAAAGCAAAUUUCAAAUGUAACACCACAGCAGCCGA
Pelobates fuscus (common spadefoot toad) is the source of this 3144-nucleotide messenger RNA. It is a transcript of the gene FAM131C, whose product is annotated as family with sequence similarity 131 member C. The transcript is spliced from 6 exons. Bases 443 to 1405 code for a protein of 320 amino acids. The record is from RefSeq and is a predicted model, not a curated record. Lineage: Eukaryota; Metazoa; Chordata; Amphibia; Anura; Pelobatidae.